Molecule: messenger RNA, 821 nt
Organism: Zymoseptoria tritici IPO323
Lineage: Eukaryota; Fungi; Ascomycota; Dothideomycetes; Mycosphaerellales; Mycosphaerellaceae
Exons: 3
Biological process (GO): cytokinin biosynthetic process
Cellular component (GO): cytosol
Molecular function (GO): hydrolase activity, hydrolyzing N-glycosyl compounds
Source: RefSeq, a predicted model, not a curated record
UAUCCCUUGCGGGGACCGGGUCUCAUUGCUCUUCCAAGGUUCACCAAUAGCAAAGUCUACGUCCGGCAUGCGCAGCGUCCCAAGGUCCACUGUGACUCGAUACGCUGACUCUUCUCCUUCACGCCUUCCACCACAUAUAUUAUUGUGUCUUUGCUACGAAGAUCUCUUCCUGUCCGAUUUCUUUUGUCAAAGCAGUCUUCUCGCCAACACUCACUCUCCAAUCCAUUCAGGGCGUUCGCAACCAUGGCCGCCGCCGCUGGAGCUGAUGUCAGCGCUCUUGGACAGAUCGUGCCUUCGAAGACCAAGCCGCCUACUGUCUGCGUAUUCUGCGGCGCCUCGCCAGGAACCUCUCCAGCCCAUCUCGCAGCCGCUCGCGAGCUCGCACACACCUUCCACAAACACGGCAUUCGACUCGUAUAUGGCGGUGGCACCGUCGGAGUAAUGGGAGAGAUCGCGAAGACGCUCGUAUCCCUCGCUGGGCCGGACGCAGUGCACGGCGUCAUUCCUGAGGCUUUGUUGCAGUAUGAACGCAGCAACCGAGAAGACGGACUGGGCGAAGAGAAAGUACAAAAGUUGAUCGACGAGGAUGUCUACGGCCGGUUCACAGUGGUGAAGGAUAUGCACACACGUAAGCAGAUGAUGGCGCGAGAGGUCAUCGAGUCCGGGCCAGGCGGCGGAUUCGUGGCGUUGAGUGGAGGCUACGGAACAUUGGAAGAGUUGAUGGAGGUGGUGACGUGGAAUCAGCUGGGUAUACAUGAGAGAGGAGUGGUGCUGUAUAAUGUGGAGGGAUACUGGGACGGCAUUCUGAAGUGGGUCAAUAC